Messenger RNA from Bufo gargarizans (Asiatic toad), 5761 nucleotides. RefSeq names its product polybromo 1 (gene PBRM1). Lineage: Eukaryota; Metazoa; Chordata; Amphibia; Anura; Bufonidae. Gene Ontology annotation, cellular component: RSC-type complex. Gene Ontology annotation, molecular function: protein binding; chromatin binding. Bases 273 to 5267 code for a protein of 1664 amino acids. Gene Ontology annotation, biological process: chromatin remodeling. The record is from RefSeq and is a predicted model, not a curated record. The transcript has 30 exons.
CACCGUCGUGGCCCCGCCCCUGGAGCGGCCGUCUCGCUGGUAGUCCCGCCCACCUGUUGAUAGUCUGUAGCUCCUCCCCCCGGUGUGCUGCGGCUGCUGCCCUCUGCUGGCAGGCCGGUGUGGGGUUCGCGGCCUGUUUGUUUCGCACACAGCUCAUUGAACUCGGUUUUGUGUGUAGAUACCGGCCAGAGCUUUGUGCAGACCUGGCGACUCCUGGGUGGCAGCGGCAGCGCCUGUCCGGAUGGCGGCGGCGCUCGGACAAUAUUGAACCAAUGAGCUCCAAGAGGCGCAGGGCCACGUCCCCAUCCAGCAGUGUCAGCGGGGGGGACUUUGACGAUUCCCCGCACACCACAAGUACCCCAAGCUCUGGCAGGAAACGGAGGAGACUCGCAACCGUGCCAAAUGUGGACCCAAUCGCCGUGUGCCAUGAACUGUACAACACGGUCAGGGACUAUAAAGACGAGCAAGGUCGCAUUCUUUGUGAGCUUUUUAUUAGAGCACCGAAACGCAGGAACCAGCCAGAUUAUUAUAACAUCAUUUCCCAACCCAUUGACUUGAUGAAAAUCCAGCAGAAGCUGAAGAUGGACGAGUAUGAGGAUGUCAGCCUGCUGACUGCAGACUUCCAGUUACUCUUUCAGAAUGCAAAAACGUAUUAUAAGUCUGAUACUUCAGAAUACAAAGCAGCAUGUAAGUUGUGGGACCUUUACCUGCGCACACGUAAUGAGUUUGUCCAGAAGGGUGAAUGUGAAGAUGAUGAGGAUGACGAAGAGGAUACACAGGACACUCCAGAAGUAGAGACUUCACAGAAAUACUUAAAGCCAAUCUUGGAACAGCUGCUGGAAUCUUUAACCACUGCUGCGGAUCCGAAUGGCAGACUGAUAAGUGAACUCUUUCAGAAAGUCCCUUCUAAAGUGCAUUACCCAGACUACUACGCCAUAAUAAAAGAUCCGAUUGAUCUGAAAACAAUUGCCCAAAGGAUUCAGUCUGGUCAUUACAAAAACUUAAAUGCAAUGGCCAAGGAUAUUGAUCUACUAGCAAAGAAUGCCAAGACCUAUAACGAACCAGGUUCCCAGGUGUUCAAGGAUGCCAACACAAUCAAGAAACUGUUUGCACUUAAAAAGUCUGAACUGGACUGCACUGAGUACUCCAAAUCAAGUCUCCGCAGCAGGAACAAGAGGCCAGCACAAGGGGAUCGAUUAUCUGCCAUCACAAUGGCCCUCCAGUACGGCUCAGAGAGUGAGGACGAUGCUUCUCUAAACGCAGCAUCAUCCAUCCGCUAUGAGGAAGGAGAGUCAGAAGGAGAAAGCAUCACCUCAUUCAUGGAUAUAUCCAGCCCAUUAUAUCAGCUUUAUGAGACCGUUCGAUCUUGUCGAAAUAACCAGGGUCAACUGAUUGCUGAACCGUUCUUCCACCUCCCGUCAAAGAAGAAGUAUCCAGAUUAUUACCAGCAAAUCAAGAACCCCAUAGCUCUACAGCAGAUUAGAACAAAACUAAAGAACCAAGACUAUGAUAAUCUGGAUCAUCUGGAGGCAGAUUUAAAUUUGAUGUUUGAGAAUGCAAAGCGCUAUAAUGUCCCAAAUUCAGCAAUUUACAAGCGGGUCUUUAAACUGCAGCAGCUAAUGCAGGCUAAAAAGAAAGAGCUGGCUCGCAGAGACCUCGAUAUAGAGGACGGAGACAGCAUGAUUUCCUCCGCCACAUCUGACACCGGCAGCGCAAAGAGGAAGAGCAAGAAAAACGUUCGGAAACAGAGGAUGAAGAUUCUAUUCAAUGCGGUCCUGGAGGCCCGGGAGACUAUUAGCAAUCGUCGCCUUUGUGAACUUUUCAUGUUCAAACCAUCUAAAAAAGACUACCCAGAUUAUUAUAAGAUUAUCCUGGAACCCAUGGACUUAAAAACGAUCGAACACAAUAUCCGCACUGACAAAUAUUCCACAGAGGACGCCAUGAUGGACGACAUGAAGCUGAUGUUCCGGAACGCCUGGCACUAUAAUGAAGAAGGCUCACAGGUCUACAACGAUGCUCACGUUUUGGAGAAGAUCCUCAAGGAGAAAAGGAAAGAGCUUGGUACUUUGCCAGAUGACGACGAUGUGGCUUCGCCGAAGCUCAAGCUAAGUAGAAAAAGUGGAAUAUCUCCAAAGAAAACCAAAUAUCUAAGCCCCAUGCAGCAAAAACUGAAUGAAGUGUAUGAAGCCGUAAAGAAUUACACAGAUAAGCGUGGCAGACGUCUCAGCGCCAUCUUUCUGCGUCUUCCUUCCCGCUCCGAGCUCCCAGACUACUAUGUGACCAUCAAAAAGCCCAUCGACAUGGAAAAGAUCCGGAGUCACAUAAUGGCCAACAAGUACCAAGACAUAGAUGCCAUGUUCGAGGACUUUGUCAUCAUGUUCAAUAACGCAUGCACUUACAAUGAGCCAGAGUCCUUAAUUUACAAGGAUGCUUUGGUUCUUCAUAAGGUGUUACUGGAGACCCGUAGAGAUAUUGAAGGCGAUGAGGAUUCCCAUGUUCCUAAUGUAACUUUGCUCAUCCAGGAACUCAUACACAAUCUGUUUGUGUCCAUGAUGAGCCAUCAGGAUGAUGAAGGAAGAUGUUACAGUGAUUCUCUGGCUGAAAUUCCUGCAGUUGAUCCUAAAUUUCCAAAGAGGCCUCCUCUGACAUUUGAGAUUAUUCGAAAGAACGUGGAAAACAAUCGCUAUCGAAGACUUGACCUUUUCCAGGAGCACAUGUUUGAGGUUCUGGAAAGAGCACGGCGAAUGAAUAGGACGGACUCUGAAAUCUACGAGGACUCUGUCGAGCUUCAACAGUUCUUUAUUAAGAUACGAGAUGAACUUUGCAAGAAUGGCGAGAUCCUCCUUUCUCCAGCCUUGAGCUAUACUACCAAGCACCUACACAAUGAUGUCGAAAAAGAGAAGAAGGAGAAGCUACCUAAAGAACUAGAAGAAGACAAAGUCAAAAGAGAGGAAGAGAAAAAAGAAGCUGAGAAGAGUGAAGAUCCCGGAGGAGUUUCUGGUCAGUCCGGACAAUACCGAACCUACAGCCAAGACUGCAGUUUCAAGAACAGCAUGUACCAUGUUGGGGAUUAUGUGUAUGUGGAGCCUGCAGAGGCAAACCUCCAGCCACAUAUUGUCUGUAUUGAGCGCCUCUGGGAGGACAAUGCAGGCGAGAAGUGGUUGUACGGCUGUUGGUUCUAUCGUCCCAAUGAAACGUUUCACCUCGCCACUCGUAAAUUCCUACAGAAGGAAGUCUUCAAGAGUGACUACUAUAACAAGGUCCCUGUAAAUAAAAUCCUUGGCAAGUGUGUUGUGAUGUUUGUGAAGGAAUACUUCAAAAUUUGCCCAGAAAACUUUCGAGAUGAGGAUGUGUAUGUAUGUGAAUCUCGGUAUUCUGCCAAAACCAAAUCCUUUAAGAAGAUUAAGUUAUGGACCAUGCCGGUCAGUUCAGUGCGCUUCAGGCCCAGAGAAAUACCUCUGCCCGUUGUGAGAGUGGCUUCAGUGUUUGCACAUAAAGAUAAGGUAGACGAAGAUGCAGCCUCAGAAAACAUGGAGGACACAAAGGAUGAGGAUAUCACACUCUGUCUGGAAAAGGAAAAAGAAGAUGUACCUGUUGAUAUGCCCAAUGGGGAACCUGGGUGCUAUUAUUAUGAGCAGCUUCGGUACAAUGACAUGUGGCUGAAGGUUGGAGACUGUGUAUUUAUCAAGUCACAUGGAUUAGUUAGGCCAAGAGUGGGCAGAAUCGAAAAAAUGUGGCUUCGAGAUGGGGCUGCUUAUUUCUUUGGACCAAUAUUUAUUCAUCCCGAAGAAACAAUCCAUGAGCCAACCAAAAUGUUCUACAAGAAGGAAGUGUUCUUGAGUAAUUUAGAAGAAACCUGCCCCAUGACCUGUAUUUUAGGAAAGUGUGGAGUCUUAUCCUUCAAAGAUUUUUUGUCUUGCCGUCCAACGGAAAUCCCUGAAAAUGAUGUACUGCUUUGUGAGAGUCGCUAUAAUGAGAGCGACAAGCAAAUGAAGAGGUUUAAAGGGUUAAAAAGGUUUUCUCUGUCUGCUAAAGUUGUGGAUGAUGAAAUCUAUUAUUUUAGGAAACCCAUUGUCCCUCAAAAAGAGCCAUCUCCACUUUUGGAAAAGAAGAUCCAAGAUUUGGAGGCGAAAUUUGCAGAGUUGGAGGGCGGUGAUGACGAUAUUGAAGAUAUGGGAGAUGAUGAUGGAGAGAUGUUGGAGGCCCCAUCCCUCCCACAGCUCCAAACGCCCAUGACUGGUGAAUUAGAGCUCUUGCAAUACACUCCCCAACAGUCAACACCUAAGUCUGGCAAGAACAGCACUAAGAAAGAAGGAGGCAAGAGGAAGAUUAACAUGAGCGGUUACAUCCUCUUCAGUAGCGAAAUGAGGGCAAUUAUAAAAGCUCAACAUCCAGACUACUCCUUUGGUGAACUCAGCAGAUUGGUAGGAACAGAGUGGCGGAACCUGGAGGCAACAAAAAAAGCGGAUUAUGAAGAACGUGCUGCCAAAGUAGCAGAGCAACAAGAAAGGGAGCGAGCAGCACAGCAGCAACAGCAGCAGCAGAACUCUUCUCCCAGAGCUGGCACUCCUGUGGGAGCUCUAAUGGGAGUUGUACCUCCACCAACGCCGAUGGGAAUGCUUAACCAGCAGAUGACACCGGCCUCAGGCAUGAUAGGGGGCUAUCCGCCUGGCCUGCCACCCAUGCAGGGCCCAGUUGAUGGCAUUAUUAGCAUGGGCAGCAUGCAGCCUCAUCAUCAUGGGGUGUUACCACCUCCCCACCUCCUUCAUCCAGGUAUACCAGGCAUACCGGGCAUCCCGCUGCAGGGAGUCAUGGCCCAAGGUGUGUCUUCCAUGGUAGGGACAACUGCAGCUGGAAACAACCCUUACAAUCAGCAGAUGGGUCUUCUAGUCCAACCCGGGCAGCAGGCACCGCCGCCUUAUCCAGGUCAGACUCAAGCUAAUCAGCCUGUCAUGCAGCAGCCAUCUACCCCAAUAUUUGUUGCACCCCCUCCAAGGACUCAAAGGUUACUCCAUUCUGAAGCGUACUUGAAGUAUAUAGAAGGCUUAACAGCAGAAUCUAAUUGCAUCAGCAAAUGGGACCAGACAUUGUCAGCUCGGAGACGAGAUAUCCACUUAUCCAAAGAACAGGAGAGCCGACUUCCUUCCCACUGGUUGAAGAGCAAAGGGGCCCACACAACCAUGGCCAACGCCUUGUGGCGCCUGCGAGAUCUCAUGCUUAGAGACACCCUAAACAUCCGCCAGGCUUACAACAUUGAAAACGUCUAACCUCUCACUACUGUUUUCCCUUUCAUACCAAGAAACUUUUUGUGGAUCAAUUGAUGUUUUUAGUGACUGGAGGCCAAUAUUUUUUAUUGCAUUUCUGUACAUUGUAAGACCAUUUUGAUAUGAGGACAUUUUUAAUAAUCUUAUUUUGAUUGUGUUGCUUUUUUUCAUUAUGUAUUAAGUUGUCAAAUACAAAGUUUUUACAUGUUUUCGGUUGUGUUUCUGGGGUUCAGUGUCCACGAUGCUCAUGGCUGGUGUGUUGGGUGCAUAGUUUUUUAUUGUAAUUGUGGGUUCAGCUGUACCACACACUGCCAUUAUUUUAAAUUAAAUGUUUUUGUCACUACACUGGCCUAUAGUCUUACUGCAUUUAUGUACUUUUAUCCUUGCCAGGCUUAUUACACCACAACCAUUCAAGGGCUGCACAUACGUUAUAUUUUGAAUACGUCCCAUUUAUCCAUAUUAAAGGGUUUAUCUGAAAAUAAAAAUAUUUAUCUGGA